GUCAACUAUAAUAGUUUUUGAAAUUUUUGCAUUAUACAUUUACUUUGUAGGUGUUUAUUCCACGAACACACCUUUGCAUUUGACAACUCUCAGAUUGGGUUUGUUUGUCCCGAGGCAAUGUCAAGCUCUAGAAUCAAGGCCAACCCUCAGGCUGCAUCAAUGUAUUUGAAAGUAGUUUUCAAUGCUGAAAUUGAAAAGGAGAAGAAGGGUGAUCCUAACAUUACCAAGUGGUUUUUGAUCCCAUACCAUCAAGAAAAUCAUUGGAUUUUGUACGUGUUAGACCUACGUAGAGGUUGUGCGUAUAUUUUCGACUCUGCGAUAGGUUCCAACCGAGAAAAUAGUGCAUGGGGAAUCUUGUGUUUGGCAUACCAAGUGUACAAGUUUAAUGAUGGGAUUUGUCCGAAUAGAGCGACUAUGCAGGGGUUGAAAGGCUUCCAUGUAAAGUGUGCUCAACAAGUCGGCGCCCACGAGUGUGGCUAUUACGUUAUGAAGUUCAUGCAUGAAAUAGUCACGUUACACCAUAACACUGAUGAGCGGUUAGACAAUGCUUACACUCCAAGAAAUGCGCCUUAUACCGAUGAGGAAAUAGAUGUGGUUCGUGAGCAAUGGGCUAAGUUUUUUACAACCGAGUAUUUAUUUACUUAGGUUGUUUAGACACAAAGAUGGAAGCGUUUAUAUCUUCAUGGAUUUGGCUAGGGAUCGAGUCGAUUGGAAGAAAGUCAACACGACCUUACUUAAGGUUUGUAAUGCAUGAUCUAAAGGGACCUAAGUGGCUGGAUUAGAGACAUUUGUUAGAUUAGCUCUCUAGCCUUUUGUCUUUAGUUGUUAAUAUUAGUUGUAAUUUGUUAGACUAGCUAGGUGUUUAAAAAUUGUAAACAUACGUACUAUAUAUACGCUUUGCUCUGUUGGGUUAAUAUAAAUGAAGUUAAUGUAAUGAUUUAUUUAUCAAAGAUAAGCAGAUUCAUACCUUUGCUAUUUUGGUGUUGAUUGGGUACAGGUUUCAAUACUCAAUGGAGUAUAUAUCUAGUUGUGGUUAUUGCCGCCUAUUUUAUAUUUUAAAAGAAUUUGGAAAAAAAAAAAUUAAUGUUGUUGAAGGGGGC
Messenger RNA from Spinacia oleracea (spinach), 1100 nucleotides. RefSeq lists its product as uncharacterized. Bases 118 to 645 code for a protein of 175 amino acids. The record is from RefSeq and is a predicted model, not a curated record. Gene Ontology annotation, biological process: proteolysis. NCBI's taxonomy places the organism in Eukaryota, Viridiplantae, Streptophyta, Magnoliopsida, Caryophyllales, Amaranthaceae. Gene Ontology annotation, molecular function: cysteine-type peptidase activity. The transcript has 6 exons.